CGUAAUUCCGAGUAGAUAGCGUCGUUCUUCCUGUUAGAUCCGUAAUGACAUCAGUUUCCUGUAUGUCUUUACAGUUGCUCACUGGUUACUUCAGGAGUCAUGAAAGCUGCUUCGCUGGUCCAGAGGCUAGCAGGGAUAUCUGGAGCUCUUGCAGUCACAGCAGGUGCAUAUGGAGCUCACGGCUUCCGACACAGUGAAGCGAGUGAUUACCAGAGAGAGUUGUACGAAACAGCAAACAAGUACCACUUCUACCACAGUCUGGCGUUGUUAGGAGCUGCUCGCUGUGGGAAACCACUUCUGGCGGGCACAAUCCUCCUCACUGGCAUGGGCUGCUUCUGUGGUCCCCUCUACCACCAGGCCUUAACCAAUGACCCCAGCUUCAGCAAGCUAGCACCAAUUGGAGGCUCUCUGCUCAUCAUUGGCUGGGCUGCAAUGGCUCUUUGAACUUUGACUCCAUUCUCAAAGAUGAUGUUCUGUUUUGUCAUUUAAACAAGAAACAAGGAGAUAUGGAGUGGCUGAACGAGAAAAGGGUGGAGAAUUUCACAUCUUAUCUAAACCCUUUUUAGUCACGUCUGGAAAGUGAUGAUAAGGCCUUGGGAUCAAACUAAAUUCUUUUUUCCCCCUCCACACUGUCACAGGCAUCUUUAUUUUGUCAGCAUGGAGAAAAAAAAAUCUUUUGAGAAGCUUUCCUUUGUGGCUUAUUACCGAGAAUGAGUCACACUCAGGGUUUGUUCAUGUCUUGAAAGUGUAUGCACAUACGUUUCCUUUGUUUGAAAAAAUAAAGCUGUCUGAGAAGUUGA
This is a messenger RNA of Ctenopharyngodon idella (grass carp), 800 nucleotides long. RefSeq names its product transmembrane protein 256 (gene tmem256). The transcript has 4 exons. Lineage: Eukaryota; Metazoa; Chordata; Actinopteri; Cypriniformes; Xenocyprididae. The coding region runs from base 100 to 444 and encodes 114 amino acids. The record is from RefSeq and is a predicted model, not a curated record.